Molecule: messenger RNA, 44860 nt
Organism: Pocillopora meandrina
Lineage: Eukaryota; Metazoa; Cnidaria; Anthozoa; Scleractinia; Pocilloporidae
Source: the annotation of a GenBank genome assembly
AUGUGCUGUCAAUCAUCUAUGUGCGAUGUGGCAUUUUUGGUGGGAAAGCGGUGUUAUUCUGUGUAUUGCCACAGUGAAUCUCAGUGUCUAUGGACGCCAUCUAAACACAACAAAUACAUGCUACAACUUUCUUACAUCCACAGUGCCCACCGUAUUUCAAACAGCGGUAAGUCUACUUUGAUGCCAUGCGCCGCGUAUUGUACACGAGAAUCGGAAACUCUAUGAGUAAUGAGUUCGAGUGAAACAGGCAUAUCAGUUCUCCAAGAAUUUUCAGUGUGAAGGAGUUUAAAAAUAGUGUAAUAGACAAAUAAGGAGCGCAUUUUGGGGGUAUUGUUACUUCCCUAGGAUGGGAUGUUAUACAGCAAUGUCAGUAUCUGACCAGCUGCGCACCUACCCCUCCCAAAACCAACACUUACUCUAAUUUGUUGUCAGUUUGCUGUUGUUGAGUUAGGGGAGGGAUAGGUGCGCAGUUAUCCAGAUACUGACAUUUAUCCGAUGUUAUUCCCUUGCAAGUUGCCCCCUUUCCCCCCCCCCCCUUCCCUCACGUAUUUCGUUCGGUUAGGUUUCCUUAACAGUCUGACACAUGUCAAUUAUACUGUGGCUGGAAAAGCGUGUGUUAAGAGUUUUCUCGGUGAAACCUUACAAAUUUUUUUGAUGUUAUUUAGGGCCGUCGCUGAAGGCGAGUCAUCCCACAGAGGUCUCCCUGAGAGUGGAAGCAGAUGCGAGACCUAUCAAGAAUGACAAGACUGAACGCGAACAAACAGCUGCCAUUGCAGCGUCCAACAGAACAGAGAAACACCGAAAGGUGUCAAUGGUACCUCUCAACAAAACAAAAACUAGAGGUGGUGAAGAAAAAAAAGUGUUGCCACCCAGUCAUUCCAAGAACUUGGCUGGUAAUACUGUGCGAGCAAUGCCACAUAGGUACGGAAAGGGUGGACGAAGUGAAACAAAAGCGGUUAAGGCUGCUAUAGGUGUGUCACACAUUGGAGAGAAAGCUGUGUCACGCAAAGCUCUCAAGGGAGGACACUCCUCGACAGCACGAGCUGCAAGGCCACGUGCCUCAACGUCACGAACUGCUAGGUCACGUUCGGUAAUGUCACGUGCUGAAAAGUCACCUACUGCCAGGUCACUUGCUGCAACGUUACCUGCUGCAACGUCACGUACUACAACGUCACGUGCGGUAAUGUCACGUGCUCUAAUGUCACUUGCUGUAGCAUCACAUACCGCAACGUCGCGUCACAAGAUCAGCACCAGAAAGACAAAAAGUGAUUUAAGAGCAGUACAAACUUCCAGUAUCAGCGGAGCUAGAAAAGAAUUGAAAGACAAGGGCUCAAAAAUUACCGCGUCAAGGAGACGCAAAUCCACGACUACUGUGGCGAGAAACGUAUCGUUUCCUCAUCCGUCGUCAAACCAAUCGACGUCAAAGGAACUUAUGAGGAGUCCAAACCCUAUGUUUGUGGGUAAACUUUCUGCGUCAGCAGCAACCACUCCUAGCACAUCUUAUUCUUUGAAGAAGUCAUCUCUUUCCAAAGUGAAGACAGAAGAUUUAAUCCAAGCCAGAUCACGAGCAGUGACCAUAACAAUGGAGCAGAAAGUUCCAACUCAACGAACUGCUCAAGGUAGGGGAACAGAACAUCUUAUUCUAUUAAAACAAGGAGAGUCGCCUUUUAGGCUGUCCACCUUUUUUUCUUUGUCUAAUUGAUAAGGUGUUCUCUUAAUUUCUUUGGCAGUAGAGUAAUUUUCGAUCGCGAAAACAAAUGAUGUCGAUGUAUCUACGAGAGAAAGGGCUACCCGUAAAAACAAGUUGUUGUUUUUGUUUGUUUGUUUGUUUUAAUUUCUCGAGGCGAUAUGAACCUUAAAGGUCAACUCUGCCUCGAGCACUCGGAUGUAACUUUGAAGGUUUUGCAAUUAGGCCGCAAAUUUGAUGAGCAACUCUAUUGAGUUAUACACCGGGUCGAUUUUGUCCGAAUUCGUUUGGUAAACUAUGAGAAGUAAUAAUCAGAAAUAAACUAAAAAAGAAAAAAAAAUGUGAGAUGUCGUCGUCGGCGGGGCAUCAAGCAGAUGUCACACGUUUUCGAACUUCUACUCGUAACUCGAGUCUUUCUCAACGCGAUAGCCAGUACUUGAGGGAAACAAAUUUUCUUCUUAGGAGAGUUCCAUAGCACUAGUGUCCGACAUGUACAGCUGUGUUCAAUUAGGAGGUCAUGUGGGGGUGACAUCACACGCAUGUGCAGUUCCUAGCUUUGUGAUCGAGGCUCUCAGAGAGAGCAACUAUUCUAAGUAAGUGACCUCAAACCUGUUCAUAGGUCAGAUAAUGGGUAGCUCUUACAAACAAAAUUAGGUCAAAGAUGAACGGGUAAGUCAUUUAUUAGCCUAAACUUCGAAUUAUUUUAGGCAAGUAAAACACAUGUACAGUUCAUGUGAUUUCAGGCGUAUCUGUUUUUAAUCUCGUUGCCAGGGUUCCUUGUUUUUAAAACUUUCCUGUUCGAACUCGCUUUUUAAAUUAUUUGGAAUUUUUUGUUCCUCUGUAAAACUUUUUAAGAGGCAAAUUCUCAUAUUUGUUUUCAACUUUACUUUUAAACUGGCGUUGACAGGCGAAGCUAGAUCAAUAUCAACAAACGAAAUCUUGGCCUUCAAAAUAUUUCGGACAGUACCACUUGAUCAUUAAUUUAGGGCGAUAGCAUGGUAUCCAUAUUACUUAUGAUGUAUAUGUAGUUAGAUUACAGAGUGUGCGAGAGGUGAAGGAAGUGAUAUCCAAAGGGUUUGGAGAUCUUAAAGAUGUAUUGUUUAGGUUUACUAAUAAUUUUAUUUGACAUUUUCGAGUUUUCUCCGCAGUAAAUGACGUUCUAUUUACAAAUAGAACCUUGCUUUGAUUUAAAUAGGAAACAGUUCUUCUCCAGGCAGAAGACCUUUUCUUUUACGCUUUUUUUGUUGGAAGAAUAUCCAGAGAAAAACUUUAAUGGAUGGGGAUUUUUAAAAACUACCCAAACCUGUUUCAAAGUCGAUAUAUUUUGUCGUUUUCUAACGCUUCUUUUGAUCUCAAAAUUCGAUGCCUCUUUAGGCGAUAAGAAAAAAAAAAAACAUUUCCAAUUUAUCGAUGAAAUGUCGUCGUUAUAGACUCUCUCAUUCUCAUAACCUAAAACUGAAGGAAUGUUUGGAGUUGAGCAAUGAGAAUUAAUAUUUCAAGCUUUACACGUAAGGAAAUAAUUCUUGAAAGACUCAGACGUCAACUCACCAGACACCUGCUCUGGGUAGUGAGCUAUUUAUCAGUCUUAUCUUUGCUUCAUUGGUCUGCAUCUGAAAUUACCACCAGUGUUAAUUGUUUGUCGAAGUCAACAUAAUCCCUUAGGUCAGAUACUAUGAAUGGAGCACCGGCCAUUAUUCAAAUAUUUUUGAAGGUAAAGGGGUAAGACGUGGUGAGAAGCGAAAAACUGUGGGUGUAAGUGGGUUGAUCUUGUGAGUGCUGAUGACUUUACGCGAGCAGAUGCAAGGUGACAUGAGAGAAUAUGCUUUGAAUGAAAGCGUCUGUUACGUCGGCCACAGUUACGGUUGAUUUUAUAUGGAAGCGUUCAUAAGUCUUGCUUAGAACUUGUCUCGGAGUUCCUGUCUCGCUUAGACUUCUCAUAAUUCAACAGAUCCGGCAGGUAACCUUUUAAGCUUUCUAGAUCGCUGUAAACACCGUAAGCAAUUUCGAAAUUGUAUCACAGGGGUGAAUUUCAGCCCAUGGCUUCGUUCAUAUUCCAAUUGAUGACCUAUUGCGUUAAUUUCGGGGGUUGAUUCUUUUCUUUUCUUUUUUGUUUUGUUUGGUAUUUUUUUCAAUAUUAUUAUCAUUGUUUUUCGAUCUCUAUCGGCUGUUUUAAGACGAAGGUAGGGUGUAGUUAUUUAUUUUAAGAAAUAUCGAUAUAUCAAGUUUCCAUCUUCUUCAAAAAUCAAGUUUUUGUUGUCCUACCUCGUUACUUUUACCCUGAUUUUGCUAAUGGUAUAUAUAAAGUUUCAUCUUUUUGCACUUGUGAAGAGCUGUGAAGAAGUAACUAAAUACUGUUCAUAUUGAAACAAAUUUCCAACCGCAAAGUAACUUUUAUCCUAUUUACAUCUCACAGCACACCGAACAAUAAAAUCUGGUUCAGGCUCACUCAGUCGUGAUACAAAGGAUGCUCGAGGAAGGAAGCAUUCUCCUCUUCCAACACCAUCUAAAGAGAGGACGCUGCGCUCGUCGGGAUCAUCUGAAACCCCAAAUUUAUUUUCAACGAUCACAAGUGCAUUCAACAACGCCAAUGCCACCAGCGAAGCAAUUCUGUCGACAUCGGUGUCUUCUAAGGACGUUGGAGAUGACACGUCAGAACUUUCGGGUCUGUAUCAUCUGAUAUCCUUUAAAGACAUAAAUAAGUCGGAGGAAAAUGUAAGUAAUUUCCCGACUCCCUCUAUAACCGUGUCUAGUCGUGAUGCGAAGAAUUCUCGUCACCGGGAUUUGGCAACGAUGCUGGCCGAGCUAGCAGGGAAGAGUUCUCGUCGUACCACGACGAGUAAUCCGGCGAGCAUUCUGGAAACAUCCUCAACAAUAAAGAUUACACCCAUGGAAAGCGCUCUCCCUGGGAUGGAAGGUAAGUAUCGUUAUUAAAUAGUUAAUUUUAUCGUAGUUGUAUGUCUUUUUGAGCGAGGAAUGGGUGACGGUGAGAUAACACUUAAUGUCUCGAAACUCCUUAGUGCUCAGUUAACUUAUGUUGCCACAGAUCUAGUUGACGUCAUAUUUCCAUUCUGCUGCGUUUCCUUUUUGGUUUUUUUUUUUUCGGUAUUGUUUGUUUAUUUAUUUCAAGGAUUUCCUGACUAAGGUUACACUCCCAUGUCUUGUUUGUUAUCUAAAUAACAUCUUCCAAAUCAAUGUUUUGAACCAUACAUCUCAUGACUCGACUACGAUGUUAUCAUUUGAGAAGGCCGGCUUUUUAAUUCGAAAUGGCUCAUCCGCGCUUUAAUUGGAGUUUAGUCCUUUUGGAAUGGUUAGUCCAAAAAAAAAAGUGGUAUCUCUAAUCUGUUAAGUUAAAGCCAAAAAUUCAGAAAUGAGAUCUUCUAACUGAAAUAAAACAAAUUUCCCCCAAAUUGCCUAUUUUCUAUUUUCCUAGUUUUCACAUUUUCCAAAUUUCUCUAUUUUCUCUCUUUCGAUUGACCCAACAGUUUUAAUAAAUCUGUUGGUUUACAGACCAUUUUAUUUUUAUUCUGCUAGUUGAGGAAAGCAUGGUGACGAGCAGGGAAACAACCCUUCCAGUCGACGUCGCAAAUCCCUCGUGCCAUUACGGUCACGUGUACUACAACUAUUCUUUACUGUAUGGCCGAAAGGCAGGAAAUUUCACUGAACAAGGAGAAGUGGAGAAUAUGAGCGAGUGCCUCCGUAUGUGCUGCAAGGAAACGUCCUGCAAAAUUGCUCUCAUGCUUGAGCAGAAUUGUUAUUCCGUGUCUUGCCGCGGAAAGUUUUGUCAAACCGUGCCUGUGAACCCAUUACAGUUCAAGCCGAGAAUUGCACACGUUAUUAGACCUAAAGGUGAGCAUGGAAUGUUUAUUCUACGUUCCGAAGACAUAAUGUGUCAAAAAAAUUGACUGGAACGCACUGUAAUUGUUUUUCUUGGAAUCAAGUUAUGCCGACUAAAUCGCUCAGCUUUCAUCAGUCUGUUGGAGGUAUGGUUACACAGCAUUGAAAUAUGUAACCACUCGCUCAGAGAAACCCGAUGGGAGUAUGGCAUCCUUUGUACAGGCCCAAGUGGCCCAUGGGGCCGGCGCUUAGCUCCGGUUUUCCCAGCAUGAAGAAGCAAGGAGUAUCGAUCCGGGGUCGAGCGCACUAACAAUGAGGCCACUGCGCCUCCACGAAAGAGUUUUGUAGAGUUUUGGCUUAAAACCUUGCAGUGAUCGCAUUUACCAAGUUCUAUUGCACAGGCGAAGAUUUUCACUAAAUAUUCCCUUUUCAAUAUAAGGCCACCUAGUAGAGAUUUUCUCGACCUAAAAAAAUUUAUCUUUUUCUCAAGUGGUGUCUGUUUAUCUCUUUUCCUGCAGUCAUUUUGAACACCAACUCCGGCUUCCCGUUCUCCUCGCCAAACCAUUCCCAUCACCCUCCUGGAGGAGUCUCUUACAAUGUUACGCUACGCCAGCACCAGGCUCCUCUCGGAGUAGGUGGUGGGAAAGCUGAGCACCACAGCUUACCAAAGGCGCGUGGCGAAGACCAAAUCAGCCAACUGGACGAGGGUAACCAGGAAACUAACAAAAACGACACCCAAUGGAACAGCCCGUCUAGGUUUCCCUACAGAGUGUUUGAGAUUUCUUCGAAUAGAAAAGUACAGGAUAACGGAAAGAAGCAGCGAGAGUUCUCCUUGAGAGAGUUUGAUCGUUUGGAUACUCUUCUUAAUUUAUCCCUUAUACAUAAACAGCGUGCUCUGUACAUAGCAAAAUAUUUAGUCAAGAUUGGAAAGACAACUAUGGAAACAGGCUUGAGAAUGGUGCAGAUCCAUGGUGGAAACAAAACGCAGCACGAUCACCACGAGGAUGCGGUUAAAAUCGGUCGACGCUUGAUUUCUGCUGGCGAGAAAAUUUUGUCCCGUGGGGAGAGAGUUCUUAGAAAGAUUAUGAAUCCAGCUGGUAAGAAAAAACCCAGGAGACAUAGAACAAAGAUACCAGCUUCGAGAAUCUCAGAAAUUCCAGUUGUGACGCCAGUUAUUAAAAUGAUAUCGCUCUGCAGUCACGGUCCGUCUUACUACGGCGUCACUCUGCUGGGGGGAUUUCGUGCUGGGCACUUUGUCGGGCACGGCCAAGUCGACAGCAUGCAAGCAUGCAUAAAAAAGUGCUGUGCCAACCAGGAUUGUGAUUUGGCUUUCAUGGUGAGGGAAGACUGCUACUCGGUUAUUUGUUAUCAUAAGAGUUUGUGUCGCAGCGUGAGAGCGAAGCAUGUCAAGAAAUAUCAACCGCGUAUUGCGCAUAUAUGGAGAGGUUCAAACCCCGAGAAAGAAGGCGUUAGCGGUCAAGGAAAGUCUCCAGCGCAGUCACAGAGCUACAUGAUUGAGAGGAAACAUAUUACCGCUGGAUCUAAAGAACAGAAAGGCGCUGUAAUCUCGAAAAAUCAUAUGAAAUCGAGAAAGGCAAGCAAGGUGGCUGCAUUGAGACACAAGGGAAAUGGUAUUGUGUCAGGUAAAAUCGGUUCGCCUUCGCAGCCACGUAUCCAUAAAGGCACUCACACACCAAAGACUAAGAAGGUUGGAGUUAUGCAGUACAAUCACUCGGAAAUUAAAAAGCGUAUUUCGAGUACUAAAGUUCACUCCCAUUUUUCUUCGAGUGCAAGUUUUAAGAAACAGUUUCCUGGCAAAAAUGAUGACAAGAAGCAAGGUUCCGUCUUAAUAAAGGCUAACACCCAAGCUACUGACACUGAGCACCACUUACACUCAGUAAGUUACAAAGAACCAAAGCUCGCUGUACGUAAGCCCAAAGUCAAUGACAACACAUGUCGUCACUCUGCUAUCCAGCAUAAUGUUGGACUCCGUCGUGGCUUGAAAACAGGAACAUUUGCAUAUAUUGGAGAAUUUUCCGAUAUUACGAAGUGUCUGAAAGUGUGCUGCCGUGACCCGAAGUGUGAUAUAGCAUUCAUGUUAGACCAAUCAUGUUAUACGGUUAACUGUGCGAAUGAAUCAGUUUGCCAUAGUGUUCCGUAUCAUCAGCAUCAGUAUUCCACAAGCGCAGUGUUUAUUCGCGGGCGUUUUCACAAUAAAAUUUCUUCAGUUAGUGGACUUCAGCGAAAAGAAAAUUUCUCGCCUACAAAGAAAGCCAUUUUAGGGACUGGCUUUGCAAUGAGAACUGUCACUUCCCGAAAAGACAUUCACGAUUUGCGACAAUCAGAAAAGACGACAAAAAGGGUCAGGGCACCGCAUAAUGGGUCCUCUGCUGAAAACAGUUCGGAUAAGACAAAUAACAUAAAGCCGUGGAUCGAAGAGAACAUAAAGGUUAAUUUCUCCACAAUUCUACAGCAUCCCAAUCAGAGCAUAACAUCUGGCUUUUCCAAAGUCACAGGAAACUUCCAUGGCAAAACCGAAUGGAAAGUCGAGAACAUUAAAAUUAAUCUUUUGAACAAGGAAACAUUAAAGAAUUUGUCGCCUGCAGUGGAUCAAAAAUCUACUUUAACAAAACCUUCUGAUCAUAUUGCACGCCAGAGUCACCUUGACACGCGAAACAAAGUUCCUGGGAAAAACUUCUCGGUCAAUAAGUCGGUCUCGUUUGACGAUUUCUCUACAAAAGCUGAGCAACAAUUACAGAGUAUUCCAGCGAGAAAUUACGGCAGAGAAGGAAAAGCGUUGAAAAUCAAGAAAGGAGAAAUCGAGCAGAACAGUUCCUUAAAAAUGAGGAUUGAUUUCAACACUGGGAGUGGUUUGUUCCAAGGUGAGUCAGAUUAUUACAAGGAACAUCAACAUCGCAACAAGUCGUUUAAUUCUGAUUUCUUCCAAAAUUUUCACCCAGAUGAGGAUAUACAUGGCGAAAGUGCCAAGACAGAGCAAAUAACGAGUGGAAGCGCGAGUUCAGAUGGUUUUUACGGUUACGAAUCUGGAUCAUCUAGUCCCUACACGAGCGGUUCUACGCCAGAUUCGUUUCACGAAUCAGCGGGAGGUUCCGCAGACUUCGAUGUUGAUGGAAACUUGCAAAAUUGUUCCACCUACUCAUACUAUAAUAUGACACUUCGAGCAGGACUAAAAGCGGGGAAUUUCACCUUUUUUGGAAAAGUUACUUCAACAAAAGACUGCGUAGCUCGUUGUUGUUUAACAAAGGGAUGCGAUGUGACAUUCGUGGUACUAAAUAGAUGUUUCCUAGUUGAUUGUUUUAGUGAUGAUUCGUGCGAUAUUAUUAACGCUAGAAACACCAACAAGUUUAAACCCGUGGUCACCUUCGUCAACUUAACGCUUAUAAGCACCCUUGUUGAAAAAUCGUUUGAAAACAGUAGCCUCGUGUCGGAUAUUUCAAUUCAAGGUGACAACGAAACUAACGAAGCGUCGAAUACCCAAGGUGAACCGACGCAUGAAAUUGGCAUCAGCGUGUCCCGAACAAUGGAAUCGGAACGUAAUACGCGUGUAACUCAGAGUCAAGACUCGGUUUCUUCCCCUACAAGGCUGCAUCCGUCGGAGUGUAUUUAUAGUUUCCCCCUCCGCAAUGUAUCCUUCCGAAUCGGGCGGAAAGCUGGGAUAUUCAUAAAUCACGGGGUUGCCAAAAACGUUAGCGAAUGUGCUGAGUAUUGCUGUCUAUCUCUAACCUGCGACGUGGCAUUCAUGAUAUCCAACGAUUGCUUUUUCGUACGUUGCCACAGUGACAAAUCUUGCGAAACAAAGACAAUCCGAAACUCUACAUUCUAUCCGAGGAUGAUUUUUGUGAAGAAGCAUGGAGUCACGCUCAAGGGCAGGGCACACAAAGCUGCAAAUGAUUUGUUGGUAAAUCCAUCACCGAGCUCCCGAUGGAGUUCACGCAUUCCAACAAGGGCAACACUUUUCCCAGUAAACGUUUCCCUUGAUUUGCCUCGAACCAUUGCGUUAGUUACUUCACUUUACACACUACAAAGUUUGGUUGUAACAAAAUCAUCUGUGCUUAGUGUGGAAACGUCCAUUCCGACCGUUACCCCUUUAGAGGAGAAAGGACCUAAACGUGGGGAGCAUGUUUUCGAUCCGUCAAACCUCGUGGAAGUGAAGACAAACGGUUCUGAAUUUUGGUGGCAGUACUACUCACCAGACGAUGGUCAGAUUAGAAAUUCCAACUUCACCGUGGAAAUGCCCAAAGUUAAGAACGACAACAGUGCAACGCCAGCCAUUGCGACGAACAGACCCGUUUCGCAAACUUUAAACCGUACCUUGCCUCAUAAACCAAAAGAGCGUAGACAUUGCAGCCAUGCUAAGAUUAUAACUGGGGUAACCUUAACGGGUGGUUAUUAUGCAGGAAUAUUUACCAAACAGGAGUAUGUUGAAUCCAUGCCAGAGUGCAUCUCAAGAUGCUGCAGUUUGCCUACUUGUAAUGUUGCUUUUAUGGUCAGCAACAUUUGCUAUGCUGUUCAGUGUUUCAGCGAGGAAAAAUGUACUACUGCUAAAGCCCACUAUUCAAGAAAGUAUCAUCCACAAGUCUCUCACGUUCGCAAAGGGAAGUUGAACAGACAUGAUGCCAUAACUGGGAAGCUUCGUUGUGUGUUGGAGGACGUCAACGAGCCGAAGCACCGAGUCAAGGAAGGAGCAGUCCUUGUGCACACUACGGCGCAUGAUUUGGGUGACUGUGCAAAGCUAUGUUGUCAGACAGAAGGUUGUAAAGUUGCCCUGCAGGAUAAUGAUACAUGUUAUUCAUUGAACUGUCAUACUAAUAUGAAUUGUCCAAACGCGAACUUGUCACGCAACAUUGAAGCGACUUCCCAAUCUUUGGUCGUAAUAAAAGACAAGAAGCAAUCGGAAAUGCAUCCAGAACGCGACCUUACCGAAACUUGUCAUUUCAGUAGUGUCCUUCACGAAGUUGUGCUGCGUGGUGGCUCGCAAUCUGGAAAGUUCAAAUACCUCACCGAAGUUGACGACAUGGCCACUUGUAUCAAGGAAUGUUGCAAAUAUAGCGUUUGUGACCUGGCUCUCAUGUUGAAGGAUAAUUGCUUUUUGGUGUCAUGUCACAGCGAGGUCCUUUGUGAACCCAUACGAUCCCGCUCAUCUGACUACCGUCCGCAGAUUGCGUACAAGAUCAAACGUGGAAAGAAUCGACAUAUUGGUAAGGCAGGGUAGCGUCUACAGCUUUACUAGUAUAAGUAAAAUUUUUAUGGUCUACACGUGGGUGCAACGUAGCGCCCUAGAUCCAUUGUUGAUAAAUGAUCUAUUUUCCUCGUGCAUGAAAUAUCCAAAUAGCUGUUCUUGUGUUUUUGCUUGUUUGUUGUUGUUGUUUUUUAAUAUUCAUUUAUUUAAUUUUUUUCAGUUAAUUUAAACUGAGUAGACAAUAGCAACCCAAAUAAAUAUAUAUAUUUAUAGAUAAAUAAUAGAAUCACUGUCUAUAUGAUAUGUUUAAUCUGACUCGUACGAUCUGCUUUGACUACAAGAAAAACAACUUUUGAUUAAAGGAAACUAAACGCAACGCAACGAAACGAAAUACUACUUACGAGACUUGUAAGCCUGAGAGAAAAAGAAAUCCGCGAAACGCAAAACUUUACUCACUCGCAAGAACAAGGUCUAGACCAUAAUAUGCCUAUCUAACCCGGUAUCGCGCGGUUAAGGCACGACUAAAUAAGACGUAUUGCAGUGAUCACACGUAAAGCAUUUACAAAGUUUGCGAGCUUCUGAAAGUGUUAUAUUUGGUAUUAAUGAAAAACAUACAUGAAGCAUUAGGUAGAUUAUUCAUAGAGCGCCAGGCACCUGAAUAUAAUUGGACAGUGUGUUUAGUGGAAUACAUCCUUUGUUUUCUCUUCAGAAAUAUGGCCAAGAAGAGAGAAGAAAAGUUCAGUGGUGAACAGAAACAAUUACGAGGCUACUGGAGAAAGCAACACAGAAAAUGCGACUUUCACAAUGAGCAGGUUCUUCCCAGUAAGCUCGGUAAAAGUGGGCAACAUCCAUUCCAACGGAAGUGGAUUUGUUGACAUCGCAAAUAACAGUAAAACUGAAGAAGAAAUGACUUCCAAUGACACGGUAUUAGUGUCAAAUGAAACGGAGACUGACAUCUUUGCCAAUGAGACUACUCCCCAGUAUGUCUUGAUGUCACAUCCGUUGUUGACUCUAAAUGACUCUAGCUCUGUUCUUGGGGGCAAGUCGACCCUUGUUUACUUGGAAAGUAGUCCGACUGCGAAAAAAUCAGUCCUUCUUCAACGUGUAGUGGAGAGCACCAAAUCGCAGGCCUUAGAAACAGGGGUUCGGACCAUGAUAGUAAACUCAAGAAAAUUUCCAAGCUCAACAAUGCAGUCAGUCGAGAAGUUGAAGUCUUUGACGUUAUCGUCAAGCAAUGCUUUACAGAUGUCAAAGGUCUCGAAGUCACAAUCAAGCCUUAUAUUAAAAACAGAAACAUCUACUCAUUUAAAAACGUCUUCCGAUGUUUUACAAAGCUUGAAGUCCUCUCAACAAUCUGGUAUUCUUGUGAGUGAAGGUCUCCCUACGAUUGUCGUGCAAACACUCAACCGAGAAACUGAAGAAUCGCUAUUGGAGUCAGUAGGAAUGAAAAGCUCCAGCAUCCAAACUAAUUAUUUAAGGCAAUUGGGUACACUUGCAGCCAAAUAUCACCAAGCAAAAAACUCCAAGAAUGUUGCAAGCACCCUUUCAAAAAGCAUUUCCCCUCCAUCGAGCACAUUUAAUGUUUAUAGUUCUACAGAAAAGUCCACAGCGAAAGAAGAAAAAAGGUCAUCGCAGUCACAAAUGAGUAGCCCUGAUUUUUCAAGUCUUCAAAAGGAUAACCCCGAAGUAGCGUACUCAUCAUCAGUCUUCCCUUUUGCUGAAGACAGCCAACGUACUAGAGUAAAACCUCAAACAGCAAUACCCAUUAGAGCUAAAAUCCAUUCAACAACCGCAUUUUCCUCGAAGCCAACCAUUCGAAGUGAUAAACAAGACAAGGCGGACGUAAUCUCAUCGGGUCAAAUGAAACCAACCACAAAAGAAACAAUCGAAGGGAUUUCACUAAAACUAAGCUCACCCACACCAACUGGAGUUUUGUCACAGGCAAAGGUAAACAGCCCCUCUCCGAGUUCCUUUUCACUCAUGGAGACGCCAACCAGCCUUCUGAAACCAAUAAUUAACCAUAUCGAUAUUUCACUGGUCUUCAAGGAUAGGCAAGUCCACGCACAAGCUUCAAAUGAGACAAAGCCUUUUAAUGAACGCCUCACUCACGCUAGCUCGGGUUUAUCGUCAUUCUUGGUCUCUCCUACCCCAUCUGCAAUUUCGCUUGUCUCUUCGAAAAACCCAGUAAUUAUCAAGGCUUCAUCCAUAGACAAAGAUACCAGACCGAAAAACCUUUCAAAAAUAAAACAGGAGCGCGAUAAAAUCCCUGUUAUCACUCCGAGACUGCUGGGAAUUCCUAGUUUGUCAGACGUAUCACCCAAUCAAAAGCUCCCCUUAACUUCUGGCUUUUCGCAUGGCAACAAAGGGACUGUGGUAGCUGAUCCUACCGAUGCUACCUCUACAACAGUCUCGGCUAUGGUGUCUUCGAGCCUGCUACUAACAACGAUUGCAUUUGAUCUAGAUGGUCUUACAAAGAUGGGGCAUUCAAGCCGAAGACUGACCCUUAGUCAAUCCCAAGUUGCCACGGAAAAAUCUACGUCGAUAAAGAUCUCGACCUUAACAUCGUUGAAACGUUCUUCGCAAGGGGUGUUAGUGCAAACAUCGAUAAUUACGUCAAAAAGCACAGGAAUGAGUGAUGGCAGUAGAGAGAAGUCAGCUUUUUAUUCGACUAAUAUCCAAAGACCAGACACGCAGGAUUCAUCUUUAUCUCUCACCAAAGAAGUGUCAUCCUCUAAAAUAGCCUCUAGCGUUGCACCAGCGAAACCACUCUUGCAAUCGACGCGGAUUGCAAGUAAAACACCGAAAUUAUUACCCAAGGGUAUUUUGAUAGCCUCUCCAGUGAAAAUACAGGCCUCUGCUUUAGCAGGGCCUCUUCAACCAGAUAUCUCAGAAGUCAAGCAAUUUGACACCGUUGCUUCACAUCAAACGAAUGUUGUUCGACUGCUAUCCUCGGAUUCAUCAAAGGGUCAACCCUCGACAAGCUUACAUCAUGGUGAUAGAGUUGCUUUAGCAAAGUCAGUGGAGAUGAGUCGUUCGCUUUCGUCUUCUUUACUAUUAGACUUAACGGAGCAGACACAAACGACAACUAGAAACGUUAUAGCAACCACAGCAACAUACGUUAGUAAAGGAAAUAUAGAUUCCCUUACUUCUUCGCUCAGAGAAUUAACAGAGUCAUCUAAAAGCAUCAGUUUUACUAUAACACCUUUAAAGCAAACGGUGCUAAAUUUAGCGGAUGCGCCAAGACGAAAAAUUUCAGUUGAUUAUUCUUCAGUAAAGGAGAGAAUUCACUUGUUGUCUAAGCAGCCAGUAAACGUUAAUACGUCAUUAACAAAGAUAUCGAUAUCAGCUUCAAUCGUCGCAAUAACAAACGAUAAACGCAGUAAUAGUACAAUUUUCACCACAACUCCAGCCAAAGUCUCGAAAAAAGCUUCCAAAGUGCUACAUGAAAGGCUAUUUUCAUCAAUUAGCACUGCGACCGAAAGAAGCAGGAUUACAGUCAAUGCCAACCUUGAAGCUGCUACCAGGGGAAAUGUGUCGGCAAAAAUUACGACGUCGAAUUCAACGCCUGUGGCAAAAACCCCACGGGAGGCUCUUGGUAAGGUACAUAACCAAGAAAAAGUCGUGCGUACGUUAGCCAGUGGAAUAGUAUCCAGCCCUAUCUUCCACCAUGCAAUCAAUCAUAUAGGAGAGCUUUUAAAGAAUGAAACUGGAAUAGCGGAUUCUGUUUCUAGGCUUGAAAGUUUGUUGGGAAAUCUGCAGAGACUUGUCGUAAAUGAGACAAGAAAUCACUUGAACAGCUCAGCCCUUACAUCACCUUUGAGAGGAAAUGAACUGAGAGGUAAUGGCUCAGAGAGAAUUUCUAAGCAAGUAGCAUCGAAACUUGAUGGGAUUUCUUCUAAGCUUAGGAGAAUAUCAUCAGUGCUCACAGAGCUUCAGAUAAAGAGAAAAGAGCUUAACAACACAGUAGAAACGAGGUCUAACGUAGAACGACCAGGAACUGGAACUGCAGAGGACAGAAAACGCAAUAACCUUAUUGCACUUUUAUUGAAGAGGUUAAGCAAGCUCGAGACUAUUAUUCAAAGAAAGCGAAAUCCGAUCAUUGGCAGUUCUCUGGCGAAAAGCGGUGAAAACAAGCACACAGCUUCCUACGCCAGUCUUCGUACUAUACUUCAAGAUUCCACCGUAACGACCAAAUUACAAACAAGAACUUCGCAUUUAGGGUCGGUCACAAUGCCCUCUUCGACUACCGCGGCUAUCGUAGGUUUAAGCUCAGUGGCAGCUCAAAGCAUUGAGAAAUCCAUAAUCGCUCCACUUAUCUCCAGGGUCCUCCCUACAAAUCAACCAUUGACUACACUGAAAGCAUUCAAAUCAAUUACAGCCACACCACUCAGGACUAAAGCCAUUGUAUCAAGCCUUACGAAUGAUCAAAGUUUGGUCUAUUUACAAACACAUCAGUUCGAGCCAACGAGUACACUUCAUAUUCCUAUUCAGCCACAAAACAGCAGCCUUGGACAAACUUCAACAUCCUUAACAAGGAGUAAGGCUGGUCUUGUGAACUUCCAUCAAUCAACAUCCUUAGCAGGGAGUAAGGCUGGUCUUGAAAACUUUCAUCAAUCCGCCAGCCAUCAUCUUGUGAACAGCAAGAAACAUCGUGUUGAUAGAAGUAAAGAGUUCACGUAUGUGACAUUCCGAAAUGGACUAGAAGCCGGUAUCUUCACCGAAAGCGGGAAAGUUAAAGAUAUGGAAUCGUGUGUGGAACGAUGUUAUAACCGUUCAUCUUGUCACGUCGCAUUCAUGGUCGAACACUCCUGUUACUCCAUACACUGUUACAGUCAGAAGACCUGCGAAGUUCUUCCAGUUCAGACGCCAAUAAUCACCACACGUGUAGUGUAUCUUAAGGACAGGAUGUUAAAAUUACCCUACAUCACUGCAAAAGAGCACAAGGCCUCCCCUUUUAUAAGAGACGACAAGAAUUUUACCAUCACCAAUUGUGCUAAGAAUGUCACAGUUCUCAAGAACAUGACUUUUCUGGCUGGAAUGAGCGCCGGGAAUUACACGGAUUACGGAACAGUGGACAGCAUCCAAGCAUGCUCGAACAUUUGCUGCUCAAAGAAAGUCUGUGAUGCGGCAUUUAUGAUUUUGAAUAACUGCUUUACGAUUGACUGCAUCAGUGACAAAGCUUGCCAUGCUAUUCCUUCAAAAUCACGCAAGGUAAACACCUCUAUAGUGUAUUUUCGGAAGACUCUAUCUUUGGGACGUCCCCAGCAAAUGCAGAAGAAACCAAAGGUAGGGAAUCAGCAACUUUGCCCCCUUCUUGGGGGAAUUAGGAAAGGGGUUACCUUUAGCGGAGGUUUAACAGCGGGAAACUUUACUGAUCAUGGAUACUUUGAUAACUUUUCAUCCUGUAUAAAAGUAUGUUGUCGCCUUGAAGCCUGUGACAUAGCAUUCAUGGUUGAAAAUAAUUGUUACUCGGUCAAGUGUGCUAAAAAUAGGAGACGGUGCAUUCCAGUGGUUGCAAGACCCACAAAAUUUAAAACGUUCAUGGCCAUUAUGAAGGCAAGUGUUUAUUCUGAAGUCCACACUCAGGCUUCCUAUGAUUUAAAAUGUGCCAAGAAAGGUCCCAUUCAGCAUAGUCUCACUUUCAAGAAAGGUAUCAAAGCUGGAAAUUUCACUGAGCAAGCUAAAGUAAAAGAUAUGAGCCACUGCAUACAAGCGUGCUGUAACAUUUCUUCGUGCAGUGCCGCUUUCAUGAUAGAGGGAAAAUGCUACUCAGUGGCUUGUCACUCUAAAAAAGAUUGCGAAACACGUGCGGUGAAAAGCAAGGUAUUAACCACCGUCAUUGCGUUUAUAAACCACCCGCAGAAAGGAAGGAAAUCAGGUGAACCAGGGUUAAAUCUGAAACAGACCUUUACAAAGAGCAUCUUGGGAGGCCAUUGUGAUAUAACGAACGUGCAGCGGAAUGUGAACAUAACCGGAGGAUGGAAAGCUGGCAAGUUUCUCCGUAUUCCUGAUAUUAAGAACAUGGUGAGAUGUACUGAAGCUUGUUGCGACUAUCAUGGAUGUGCGGCUGCUAUGUUCAUUGGUCAAUAUUGUUACAACUUAGUUUGCUUUAAGACAAAAGGUUGCCAGCUGAUAGGAUCACACGGGGGGUUUAUGAUCGAUAGAUUUGUCGCGGUACGUAAGAACACAGGGAACGUGCUGUCACCUAUCAUGAAAGCCAAAAUUUCCGAGUUGACGGCUUCCAAAGAGCACGUUAGUCAUUCAUACUUCAUGGAACCAGUGCAAAACGCCAGCAACAAUGAUGUUCAAUCCGCUCUGAAGAAUGCGUCAAGUAACACCAGGAUAGACAAUAAAGCGCGAACACCUUUUACCAAGCUGUCUGAGUUCCCAUCCAUUAAACCGACAGGUACAAAGUAUGAAACAAAUAGUGAAAGUUUCAAUUCAACAAACGCCAAGAAAAACAAAAUUCCAUUCCUUGUCUCGUCUCAUCAAACUGGUUCCACUACGAUUAUGGUAACAUCGACGAAGACGCCUUCUUUUCCAACAACAAGUUCCAUUUUACGUUUUUACAAUAAUGUACACGUCAGACUUCCAAAAACGUCUACCGUCCUUGUUAGGAAACAGUUGGAGCAUGUGCAGAACGUGACAAGAAAUUAUUAUCUCUCGAUUAAGUCAGCUUCUGUAACAUCAUCUGCGCUGUCGCCUUUAUUCUUCUCUUCAAUUGCUUUGAAUAGAUUCAAAAUAGUAUCACAGACGUCUGACAUUGUCACUCCAUCAACGGCGUCAAGAAAUCCAGAGGGAAAAACAGAUUACUCGAGCAGUAUCGAGACAAAAAAUUCGGAAACGUUGCCUGAGGAGACGUAUUCAUUCAAAAGCGAUUAUAGUCUAAUGAUGGAAGAACAUAAUCGCAAUAGAAAACGGACAUAUGCCUGUACUCAUACGUUUGUCUUCAAUAACGCUACUUUGCGCGGUGGUCUGAAUGCAGGUGACGUGAAAAACGAGGGAAAGGUGGAAGGAAUGGAAGAAUGCGUGGACAUAUGCUGCAAAACUUUGGAAUGCAAUGUAGCGCUGAUGUUGAACGAAAAGUGCUACAUUGUGGCGUGCUCUAACAAAAGAAGUUGUGAAGCAAUUCCUGAUAAGCAUACAACUGGAGAAACGAAAGUUGCAUAUGUGGCACGAAGUAAGGACGAAACGGAACUUAUCAAAAAGCUUAUCAGUCAGACUAAAACAUCAAAACCUGUCAGUGUUAGGGAAAAUAAAACUAACGAUGGCCGGACAAGGAAAACAAAAGAUUUGCAAUCAGCAACGAAUAAUAAUAUAGUUAGGCAAGGAUCUUGCUUCAGAAGUCCCAUUUUAAAGAACGUGCGAUUCAAGCUUGGUAGGCACGCUGGAGACUUUAAGCCAGUUGGGCUGGUAAAAAAUAUUGAACAGUGUGUAACGUCAUGCUGCAAAGAAAAUGCCUGUAACGCAAUCUUUAUGUUGGGAUCACGAUGCCAUUUGGUGUCGUGUUCCAAUGAACAGGACUGCCAAACUGUAGAAGCUAAGUCGGACUUCUACCAACCAAGGGUAGUAUAUUUAGCAAGGAGUGAGGCUGAAGUAACCUACUUGUUCAAGCUGGUUCCAAAGGAUAUUUUAGAGAACUAUAAGGGAAAUGAGACUGACCACGCGUAUGCCACAGUCGACCGAGACGAGUCAGCAGUUCGGAGAUCGCAACUGGAACGCGCAGAAAGCAAUAAUAGUAUCAGCUCAACCUACUCUGAAGAAAACGAUGCACGCCUUACUACGUCCUCGAAAUCUUCUUUUCAGUUAGCUUUGUCUACUUUGAAAGAAAAACCAAGAUCAGGGAUAAGUAGGCAAGUUACCAUAACAUCAACCCCGUUACUACAGUCACCUUAUGAUUUCAGCACCACGCAAAAACAGGUACAAUCUUUGGAAAGUGUCACUCAUAGAGACACGUCAGUCCCAAAGCCUAAGACCUCGGUCACCUUCUUUUCUUCGAAAGCGGGAACUUUACGGAGCACUACAAAUAAUAUGGUGGGCUCGAAUCCUGCUCCGGAAACAAGACGUGAACUUUCCCUUCCCGCAGAAGCUUCGCCUCUUCUUUAUGGAAAGGUUUCUUCGAUCUUACAGUCAGCGUUGAAAUUAUCAACCGUUUUACCCACUGCGAUAUUUACGAAAAGUAACGUAUUGGAAGGAGAUGAGGUAAACAAGACAAAUACUAUUAUUACCAAUACUAUUAUAAAUACAAGCCCAGCCAUUAAAUCGUCAGUUCAAGCGCAAUACAAAAUACCAAUGAACUAUUCCAUAAAGUCGAGAAAAACGACGCCAUCAGGAAACCAGAGUCGAGCCAAAUCAUUAAGAAUAAUUACCCGCAGUGACUCAAAGCUGUUGUCUGAAAACAUGCUCACUGAUGAAGAAACCUAUACGAAAGAAACUGUUCAUGAAAGUUCUACGAGGGCACUCAACAUAUUGUCAACUAAUCUGCGUAUUACUUUAAGCUCUGUGUCAAAAGGAAGGGAAAACGCAAUGAAGAAUAUAACGUCAAGUACGUCUCCUUUAAGAACAACACCGCUUCGCUUGAAAACAUUGCCAGUUAAUACCGUGACCAAUCUCCCACAAUCGUCUACAAUAAUGCGUGAUUUAAAGAAAACAAUAACGAACUAUCAGCAGAAUGAGAGUAAGACGAAAAAUCUUCCACUCCACGCCUUUGACAUAUCACAGCCUGUAUCUCCUGAAAUAUCUCAAGGUAUCGUGUCCCAAUCCGAAGAACACGGUAAUGAUUCUACUGACUUUGCCACUCCUCACGAUAGAAAUCCAACUGAAAAAUCAGCAGAAAGUCCUGUCCCUCAGGAGCAAAAAAGAGUUAACAUUGCACGGUUGAAGACAUCUAAACCCAACAAAUAUUCUGGUAUGAAACCACAGUCGCAAGCUGAAAAAGCUGCACCCUUGAAACAAACACAGAAAUUUACAGUGCUGAAUCAAACCGAGGCGUCUGAAAUGUCCACAUUCCCAAAAAGAAACCAAACUUCUAGCACAUUUGUAGCUCAAACCAUCCCACAAGUUGGCACAACCACGCUUGAUAAUAGCACCUUAGCGGUUAGGUCAAGUUUGAAGAGGUCACUAUAUUCUCCUUCAAUUACCUCUAAAGGAAAAGGAAGUUCUGAGUGGAGCAGUUCGUUUGUUAAGAUGUCAUCGUCCGUUGUGACCCCGUCUUCUCAACUUCCUCCUACUCACUUGGCAUCAACACCAGGUGUUGUUCGUAUCGUCAUAACUAAGUCGGCUAACCUGUCAUUCCCUACUACAGUAACCAACGCUACAUCCAUACCGGGAUCUACGGCUGGAGAUCUUAUUAAAGGUUUGUCAAGCCAGUCAGUUAUAAAACAGCUUCCUCCCGCAUCUAUUACCCCAUCUGCAUCGAGACGUCCAGUCAGUGCCGUGAAUACGAAGAUGCCUACUCCAUCGCCAACAACCACCCAACCUGCCAUACUGACAGUUUCACGAGAGGUGUUGAUGCCAAACACAAGAUCAGUUGGCAAAAGGAACAAAUUAUAUUCUCUUGUAAAGGAAACUACUAGUGCAAAAGUGACACUUAUUUCAUCAACAGCGCCACGGCUGAGAGAAUUAACGAGGUCUUUAUUGAUUUCAUUGUCUUUACAGCGAAGCUUAAACCUAUCGUCAAUGCCAACAACCUAUCUGGCUGAAGAAAUAAGAACGUUGCUGGGUCUUGACCUCAGGGCAUCAACUGGUGCAAAGGUUGUAUCCACAUCAAGUCAUGUUUCAGUGUCGUUGUCUCGAGGGAUUUCAUCCUCUCUGAAUUGGAAUGCAAAAUUUUCGUCGCUAACCGCCAUAUCCGGAGAAAAGGUGACAAAGACAUCUGGACUCACUAAAGAGAAGCAGACCAGUUCUCUACGAUCUUCUGUACUGUCUUCCAGCAUAGAACCGCAUAGUCCCGCAACGAACAAGCAUGUACCAGCUUCGGUGUCUUUACCGCCCUCUCAGUCAAAACCAAUAAAUUCAUCCCAAGUGAAUCAUAGGAACUCAUUGCUUCGUAUACGACCGAACUAUACGUCAUUUUCUCCUAAUAAAACUCAAGAACUUCUGACGUCCUCUCAGAUUUCCAAUACAAAUAUGCCGACUAAGAAAAACAAAAUACCUAGAAACGGAAAUUUGCAAGAUUUUGACCAGCAAAAUGCCUCUCGCUACAGUGGUUUGAGCAAGACUGUGAGUGAAUUAAGUGCUAACGUUCCUAACAUGCGACCCAUACAGGGAUUUAAUCGCUCUUUUGUAACGCCUGUCUCCACAACUCCAAGAAAUAGAAAUAACUUUACCAACGGUAUACCGCAACUCAGUUACAUUAAAAACGCCACAAGCCACAACAGAGUACCAUUCCGAAGCUUAACCCACCCAUCGAGCGUGGCCAAAACCCCGCAUUUGCUUACAUCCAUUUCGCUGCUCAGUAUUAAUUUUUCUAUUUCGGGGACUCACAACACCUCGAGAAGAAUCAAGAGCUCUUUACAUGAGUUACGCUCGCCCACUACAUCGACUCUAACAAAGAAUAGUUUUUCGAUUGUGAACCCAUCACCAGUUGGUGAAGUGCCCGUGGCUCCUCUGCGUUUGCCACUCGUGCCCAAUGAGGUAAAAGGGAAUCAUAGCUCUACGGGAAAAAAACACAAACGUUUGGAAAUUCCUUUUGCCGGUGGAGUACUGGAUCAAAUAGAAAUGCUUCAUUCAGCCUCAACCUUGUCACAGCAGCAUUCCACACCUGCGAGCCUAUAUUCUACGCCAAUAUCUGGACUCUAUCUCGAACAAAUAACUCGUGUCUAUGAAUUGUCCCAUCGUCUUUCUGAUAAAAUUUCACACAUUUCGUCGAACUUUUCUGAGAAUUUGGCCUCUUCUGAAACGAAGCAUGUGGCAAGAAAGAGAAAGACACCUGAGAAUGAGCGAGAAAGAGAAAGUAAGGCAAACGUGGGGCGGAAUAUGCAACACUUAGCCUCAGCCAGCAACGAUGGUGAAACUCUCCCAGCGUCUGCUUUGAAGUCUCCCGUUUCAGUUACGUAUUCAAGCACCACAACAUCAGUGAAACAAGGCAAGGCCAAUGACAGACUUCUCUCGCAAUUCGAAGCGACACAACUAACGUUGCAUUCUACUCCCUUAUCUCAAAAGGACCAAGUGGUUCGUUCUUCAUCUUUAUGGCUCGCAAAACAAACACCACCCAUCAAGCUGAUUCCUUCGGCAACGGCUGCGCCACUGGAAAGGGAACAUAAUAAAAUACGGACUCGUGUUCUAGCAUACACCCCAACAUCAUACUUCCGCCAGUCGAACUCAAUGGUAGACGGGAGUAGUACAAUUCGAAAAGAAGAUGGUGGGACAGUGAAAACCGCCGUUGAUCACGGGACAGUGACUCGAUUUUCUUCGGAAACAAACAAAUCAGGUGUUCCUACGACAAUUGCGCAUGAUCAACAGAAUGUCAUGUUUGGCUACUUCGCUCAGCUUCUGAAGAGCAUCAAAGACAUUCUAACAAAGAAGAACCGCAGAGUGGGCGAAACGUCCAUUGUCCCGUUAGCAUCGAACGUGCAACAAGCUGGAAGGGGAACAGAAAAUCCAUCAAACUUUGGUUUUGCACAUUCAAGACUACUCGUCUCUAAAACAACUCCUCAGCAAUUCAGUUUUGAACAGGUGUCCUCAAGUAAAACAACAGAGAUAGUGAGUGUGUUAAUAUCAAAAUCCACAAAAGCCUUGGAUAUGUCGCUGGCGAUGCAGCCAUUGCAUCAAAUGGCCUUAAAUGUCACUGGAAUUGGAGUAGCGGCUUUAUGUAAACAUUCAAUACCGCGCGAGAAUUCAACAUUGCGAGGCGGAGCGCAGUCGGGUCUCUUUAAAGAGGUGGGAAAGGUCAACAGUGAUACCGAGUGCAUCAGUCAGUGUUGUAUUUCAAACUCAUGUGACGCCGCCUUCUUGUUGUUGAAUCGCUGUUUUUUGGUCACGUGCAAAAGCAAGAGUCUCUGCGAGAGUGUCCCAGCUAAGAAUAUUGUUUUUAGACCCCGAGUAAUCUACAUGGAGAACAAAAUGGCGCUAAACCGACGAGGGAGAGUUCAAGAAGGAUCAAAAUCCUUAUUUUCAGGCAGUCAAUCAGGAAGCGUAGCGUUGAAGAAAAGACAUCAUUCAUCUUUUAAUCCACCGCAGCUUAAAAAUGAAAGAGAAGAUCACUGCAAAGCGUCAAUAAUUCGACAAAAUGUAACUCUCAGAGGUGGAAUCAGAAGUGGGUAUUUUAGAGACCAAGGAAUUGUCAAAAGUAUGCAAAAAUGUGUCGAACUCUGCUGUGUUUCAGACAACUGCACUGUUGCGUUUCUGCUUUUAAAUCGUUGCUUUUCCGUUACAUGUUACAGUGAGUCCCUGUGUAGCACUAUACCGGCCCGAAAUUUGAUAUUUCAACCGCAAGUGGCCUAUAUAGCACGAAAUGACGUUUUAAUACUUACACCAAGCAAUACUCUUAAAUCAACUGGCAUUUCGAAGACGCAAACUAUCUCAAGAACUUUACCUGCCUUAGAUGAGGUAUUAGCAGCAAAUAGCUCAAUGCAUCCGAGUGACAACUGUCAUCGUGGUAACACUGAGAAAAGCGUAGCCUUCCGAGGUGGACUAAGCGCGGGUUCUUUCUUAGACACUGGUGUAGUUAGUGACAUCGAGGAAUGUGUAAACAACUGUUGCCAUGCAACUAAAUGCGACGUGGCCUUCAUGAUAAUGAAAAGAUGCUUUUUAGUGACGUGCUAUAGUGCUCGCUUGUGUCAGAGUGUCCCUGCCCGCAAUAUGGACUAUCUUACUGAAAUGGUACAUGUUUUCCGAGAUGAAACCGCUGUGGUACGAGAUCUUCUCGCAAGGAUUGUACAGCCUUCAUCACUAAGUGUUAAAAUGAAAAGACUCUCCUCGACACUGAGUAUUACCAAUUACAAAAAACAUCUUCAGAAUACUAGAACCUCACUGUUUAUUAAUGAUGUCACGGAUAGCGUGACAGCUAUCAAGAAAAACAAACAUUUGCCAGCAGGGAGCCAUUUAAGUGGCACCUACAUGGGGUCAAGUUUAUCUUCUACGCCACCCGCUUUACCUGCUCAAGGGGCGUUCAUCGAAUCAGUGAUUGCACCGUGGAACGUCAACAAACAUGAUAAUGUUGGGUUAAUUCAAACAUUAAGUAUGUCAACACGUCUAAAUCGAGCUCGUCAUACCUUCGAUCAAACAAUUACGCCAUCUUCACAGACUGUUCUUUCACUUUCAUUGACCUCGGGAUGGAAUGAAAGUGUUGGAAAAGUAAGUGGCCAAGGAAAACAAUUGGAAACUGGAUUGUCUUUGGAAGAUGAAAUAUGUCAAAGCACAUAUGUUUACUACAAUGCAACCAUGCGUGGCGGAAUUAAUGCUGGCGUUUUCAAAGACCAAGGAGCCGUGCAGAACAUGCGGAAAUGUAUUGAACAAUGUUGCCGAUGGCAGUUCUGUAGCGUGGCAUUUAUGCUUUUAACUCGCUGUUACAUAAUAGCUUGCUACAAUGAACACUUAUGCGAUCCCGUUCCAGCAAGGAAUGUCACGUUUACGCCUCGGGUCGCUUUUAUCUCUCGUGUCCGAAGAGAUCACGGUUUGGAAAACAUCUCAGCGCCACUGUUCAAAACGUCUUCGAAAUUCGACCUGAGAACUUCACCGUCAGAGACAAACUCGAAGGCCAUUAAAGCACAUUUGCACACAGGAAUUAUAUCUCCGUCCACAGAAACUUCCAAGAUAAUGACUUUUUCUCACUCUGCUGAGGUCAAACCUUCUCCAUCUCGCUCGAUGAUUUCCAAAGUGUUUACACUUGACUCAAGAUCACGUCAUAAUUGCACUCAGAGCGAAGAAAAGCAUAAUGUAACGCUCCGAGGAGGACUCGGUGCGGGGCAUUUUAAAGACAUGGGAAAAGUCCCGGGCAUGCAAAAAUGUAUUAAUUUCUGCUGCAUGCAAGAACAUUGCGACGUUGCGCUAAUGCUUUUGGAAAACUGUUUCACUGUAAUCUGUCACAACAAACGCCUCUGUGAGAGCGUACCUGCUAAGACGGGGCGGUACAAGUCAAGAAUGGUUUUCGUUGGGAAUGCUAGCUCUGUUUCUUCGAUUCAUUUAUCAAAUAAACCAACCAAGACAAUCUCCCUUCUUGAUGCAGCUUUGCAAGCUAUGGGAGAAUAUCAUGUGAAUGGGACUUCUCCCGCUGGAACAAAAAUCACCUUUUCAGAUAGGAACAGUGCCUUAAAUUCGAAACAACUCGCUAAAAUGCCAGUACCCUCUCAGUCGCUUAAAGUUGCUGGGCUGAAAAGCAGCGAGAAAAAUUAUACAAAUCAAACCAAAGACAGGAAAGAACAUCUGCUUCCAAGUCUUCCAGAAGAGUUGAAACGAUCUGCGACGAUGACUAAUUCAAGUCAGUCGCACCACAAUCAACUUGACCUGAUGAAAAAAUCUGAAACAUCGGGUCACAACAUCACUUCGCCAACUUCUUCAACAGUAAGGUUGAACGCAAGUGUUUUGGCUCCCAGCGAGUCAAGUAAAUCAGCCAUAGAGGAGGGGUUAAAGUCUGAUAAUAAAUCUGGGCUAAGAUUGGCUUUUAGUGACUCCUCGCGACACUUAACCACUCAACCUUCCCCUUGUCUCAAUAGUCCGAUCUCUUACAAUGUUACGCUACGCAACGGUAUCCGAUCGGGCUAUUUCAGAGACCAGGGGAGGGUUGAGAACAUGAGCGAGUGUGUACAAAAGUGCUGCAGCUCUGAGGACUGCGAUGUGGCUUUCGUGCUCAAGCAACGAUGCUAUCUAGUCAAGUGCUACACCAAGCAGGGAUGCGAGACAGUUCCAGCCAGACACAGUGAAUUCAGACCACGUGUUUCGCACGUCCGAAGGGCAAAUGAUUCCCAACUGAUUUCUUUUAUGGACGAACAGGAAACAGACAACAGACAUGAUUUUAAUGGGAAAACACCUUCCGUCCAGCCUCGUAGCAGUACUCAGUUAGAACAUAUUACAUCGUCAUCGACCCUCCCCGCACUAGUUAAAUCCGUCGAUCAUAGGCGUAAACAGAAAGAGAAACCAAGAACGUCCUCAGUUAAGAUAAAGGCAUCUACACGUCACGGGAAAAGAAAAAAUCUCAAAGUAAGAGCAAGAAGCAGAGUAGGAGCUAGAAGCUCAGGAAAGCGCAAGAACACAGUUCACGUGACCAAAACACCAAACACUGAUAAAAUUAACAGAAGAAAGUCCAGAAAGAGAAAACAAAGAAAGAAGCAGAACGAUAGUAAGAGAGAAGCAGCCAAAGCCAAACAACAGCAUUUUAAGAAUAAGCUUGAGAAGAAAAAGGAUCGGAAACUCUCCAACCGUGAUCUGGAUCAGUUAUUCCAGCUCAUGAGACCCGCUGAGCCGGUGAGUCACUCUUCAAGCAAGUCAGAGUCUGUUGCGUCAAUCAUUCCUUCCAAAGACUUAAAGAACAGAAUGAAUCCUGUGGAAUUGAUAAAGGAAGAUGAAAGGAAUGACUUACAGUACGAAAAUGCAACAAUUACAAAUUCCGUUCCAGACAACCGAAUUUCACAUGAGGAAACUCGUCAUAGGGCCAGUCGUACAGGCGAGGAAAACGAGAAGUCAAAUAAGACAACAGCAGUUACACACCCACGAGAGCGUCCUCCUUCUCUUGAAGGCCAAAGGAGUUAUACUUCAACAAAAGGUGCAAAUUCAAUGGUAAUCAAGGCUUAUAAUAAAGCUAAAGUUAAAAAUAGCGUUUCUGGUAAAGUGAAAGUUUCAAUUGAAAAGAAAGGAAAUGGACAUAACAAAAAGCUCGACAUAGCACUGAUCGCUAAACCAGCAAUGAAGGCCACGCGCCACAAACCAACAGCCAAGGAAAAAGUGACCUACACCGCUAGCAAAGAUUUACUUAAACACGCGAGAAGACCAACCGUUGGUAGGCACUCAAGCCCAACUGCAACUACAGCACGUGUCAGUCUCACACAAAAGCCUACAGUUAAGCCACCUAAAGUCUUGUCGCAUAACAGGAGGAAAUUCCGUGCGACAAAAUCCACUGUCCCUGCCGUACCCACUCAAGCUCCUGAUGUCGAAGUGUCAAGUUGUGUAACAGGUGAAGUGGAAUACAACCGAACUUUACGAGGCGGACUUUCUUCGGGUUUGUUCCACGAGGUGGGCAAAGUGAACGACAUCCAUAGUUGCUCGGAGCACUGCUGUGCCAGUCUUAUCUGUGAUCUAGCAUUUAUGGUACUUAACCACUGCUUCUUGGUAACUUGUUCAAGUUCUAAUCCCCAUAUGUGUGAUAGCACACCAGCCUUGGCGACGACUUUUCAUCCGAUGAUUUCUCGCGUUUCACGAAGUGAAAGUGGACAACUGACUGAUCAUGGGACGGAAGCUGCAUCAACUGGCAAGAUAAAGCCUGCCCAGGCUAUGAAAACUAAUGUUUCACCCACUUUGUCUAAAAAUGUUACAGUAACGAAAGAACCGGUAGUUGUCCAAAACAUGAUCAAUCAAACAAGCUCUAAAGAUCCACUAAAUUUGUCUACCAAGCCGAUUAACACGACUCUAACAGUAACGACAAUAGGGGAAGUCGAUCAAGUUUCCAUGGUGAAUCCGCCAACUCCUCCAGGCUGCAUUUCUUCUAUAACGGCACACAAUGUUACUCUAAGAGGUGGUCUCCAUGCGGGAAAAUUCACAGACGCUGGUAGAGUCAAUGGGUCUUACAUUUGUACUGAACUUUGCUGUAAGUCAGAUGAAUGUGACGUGGCAUUUUUCGCGUUUCAUCGAUGUUUUUUGGUAAAAUGUUUCGAUGAGUAUCUUUGCACUUCUACGCCUUCGCUUCUACCGAACUUCAAACCAACAGUUGUACACGUAUACCAUCAUCAUUUUAAACCAACGCCCAAACCAGCGACAACUUUACCACCUAUCAACGACGUGCUUAAAGAAAUCGAAGAUGAGACGCAAACAAAAUCGAAGAAGAAUAGGAAUAAGACAUGCGCUCACUCUGAAGUUUAUGAAGAAGUUACUCUCAGAAUGGGCUACAAAGCUGGCAAUUUUACUCCACAUGGCAAGGUCAACUCUACAAGUCAGUGCGUGGAUUACUGUUGUAGCCAACCGCAUUGUGACUUAACGUUCAUGUUUCUCAACAACUGCUUCACAGUGUCUUGUAUCAGUGGCUACGCCUGCGAGAUCGUUCCUGCAAGGCAGUCCAGAUUUAAACCGAAGGUUGUAUAUUUUGUCAAGAAUAAUUCCACAAGAGUGAUCAAACCAUCAGAUUUUAACUCUUCUCUUACUGAUCCUGGAUCGUUUGUGGGAAAACAACCGGUGAAUGCCGUGCACUAUAAGGAGGUGCGGUUGAAUAAGAAAAACAGUAAUUCUUACCAAAAAGACGUCAGCCAAGGAAACAAUAACACCGAAACAGUGGAUGAGAUAUUUGUCGAAGUCCCAGAAAACGCGGUCACUUCUCGCAAUAAAAUUAAUAAUGCUGAAAAGGCGAAAGUACAAGCUAAGUUCAGCACUAGCAAAAACACUACUCUCAUAUUAAGCCGUCUGAGCACUAGAAAACAUCUUAAGAACGAGCAUAAACUCGGAAUGAAAAGUCAUAACCGAAGCCAAGCAGUUAAAAAGAUUGAUAUUGUCCUAAAUAAGUUAACCAACGUCACAGAAGAGAACAAACGUCUUGAGGGAGAAAUUCACAAUCUUAUCGCUAAACAGUUCGAGCAGGUGAAUGAAAAGAAAAUAGCGACUGGUGCUUCGGGUAGAAGUAAGGAGGCAGCAAAGAAACUAAACAAACAAACAAGGAAAGGGAGAGGAAGAAAGGAUUGGCAUCAGACCAGGAGACGUGUAGAUAAAGAAGGGGCUAGUGAGUAUGGAUCCGGAAUAGACUCCAACGCGCAGAAAAGAGUGGUACUUGUGGACACGGACAGACCCCCUGUCUAUCCGCCUACAGACGAGCAUCGCAUUGAAGAGCAUAGUAUCCAUUCAUUCCAGUCCAUAAAGCCUCAAAAGAAACCUCGACAGAAAAGGCCAAAGGCUCCAACCACUCAGAAACAGCGGAAAAUUUCAAAAUCCAUGCAAAACCAUUGGGAUCCAACAAAUGAACACGAUAUUGAAGAGCAUGUCAUUUAUAAUCAUACGAAGAAAGAGAGACACACAAGCAAACCGAACAAGAAAAUGCACGGUGAAGUCCAAGAAGGCUCUGAGAUUCUGUACGGACAGCCUGAAAACGACAAAGACGAUAACAGUGAAAAAGAACCACAAGAGGGCAUUUGGAACAAUUUUAACAAUGACCGCAAGGAUCCCGGGGAACAUCAUCAUGAUCAAACGGUAUCUAGUGGUGGAUCGCACUUUGUCGUUAAGAAUGAAAAUGCGAGAGAGAAACCCGACAAAGGUGAUUUCUAUUCUGAACAUUAUGAUGACUCAAAAACCUCAGAAACCCGCGAGUGGUUUGGUGCUGGGGGUGGUAACAGAGAUAACCUAGAGAAGAUUCAAACGCCCAAGAACCUGCCUCGUGGAAAUAAAAGAAAGCAAAGUGAAUUUCACCAGCCAAAGUCAUCGAGAAGGCAUGAAUGGAUGAAUGUGGGCAGUGGAGAAGAUGAUGUCAAGAACCACCAGCAAGAAGAUAUCUCAACUGAACUUGUUCGUUUACCUCAACAACACGCGUACAAGGAAAGUUCAGUAAAUGAUUUCCAUAUUCAUAGGGACGAUAACCCAAAAGACUCUGAAAGAUUUUCCUGGAGGAGUUCGAGGAACAGAGACAAUGAUAAUAUGGAAAAAUUUAUAAAUCAAGUCACUCCGACUCAUAAGUCGCAUUUCCAUUUUAGAAACCAAAGAAAGAAAAAUCGUGAUAAAAAUGAAGAAUUCCACGCUGAAAAACAGGAAGAAGAGAGUGCAUCUGAAAAUCAUAGGUGGAUAAGUUCGAGCGACGCUAACAGUGGCUUAGAGGAAAACUUCCCAGUCCAAGUGGCUCCUUCUCAUCAGAGAGAGUUCCAGUUCGAUGAACAAAGAGGAAACAAGAAUGACAAUGGGGAGAAAUUCCAUUUUCAGCACAGCAAUGUUAAUUCAAAGCACUCCGGAAGAAAUGUUUGGUUAGGUAGUACUCGAAAUAAAAACACAGAUCAUGUAGGAGGCUUUCACGAUCAAGUAGCACCGACUCAUAGAGUACGUUUUGAUUACACAAACAAGAAAGCGAAUGGCAACAGAGACGAGGACGAAAUCUAUGUUGAUAAUGAGGACGAGUCAGGUAAUACUGAAACACGAGUGUGGAGUGGUUCGAAACGAGAGGAAGAUCGCAUGGGAAGCCUUAACAAGCAAGUGGGUCCAACGCAUAAGUCACGAUUCCAUCUUCAAAACAAGAGAAAGAACAAGGAAACAAGUCAGGAUAAAAUGGAGAUUGAUGUUCAAACUUAUCCAGAGGAUUUGGAUGAGCCUGUGUGGAGUAGUGGGAGGGAUAGGAGCAAAGAUGACGUGGAAAGCUUCCGCGUGCAAAUAGCGCCCACUCAAAGAUCUGGUUUUCAGUGGAAGGAUCACAGAAAGAGCAAAGAUAAGAGCGGGGAUAAAAUUCACCUACAACACCAAACUGGUGGUGAGCCUGUUCCCGAUUAUGGCAACGUUUGGGACCGGGAAAAGUCGAUGCAAGGUAGUUUGCGAAAGGAGCACAAGUUUGGCUUCACCGUAACUAAAUACGUUGAGCCGACUUCGUCAGAAUUUGCUAGAUUAGACAAGAACUUUGAAAAAUAUCACCCAGAGCAUAGCAUUGAAAGGCCUGCCUUUGUGAAAAACGACUUUUCUCAAGCACAGAAGAAUUUGAUGGCAGUUAAUGGUGAAGGUAGCGCAAAACAGCAUGUGACAAGAACGAACUAUAGUCAUGGGAAAACUGACUUUGACGCGGUAUACAAAAAAAUAAAUAACAUCUAUAAACGCCUAGAGAAGCUUCUUGAAGAACAUUCUAAAAAGGAAAGUAAUGCAACGUUAGCCUCUUUCAACGAACAGAAAGGAGGAGGGUAUGAAGUAGAAAAUAACCAUGUUAGAAGACUCGAAGAAGAUAUUCCAACGCCACCGGUAUCAGCUUCAAGGCCAACAACUCGAGCCUCGAGGAUUGCAACGCGUACUAAGAAAGUCAGAGUUGUGAAGCAAUUUGUAACAGAUGAUUUGGGGGGCUCAGGUACGUCACCAAGGAGUCACGGUGAGAGCCUGAUGGACUAUAUUAAAACAAUCUAUAGCCGAGUGCAGUGGUUGUAUAAGAGGAGGGAUAGGCGCACAUCUGUUAAACUAAAGACCAAAAUAACCAGCCGCAAAAGAAAGAAGUCACAUCACCUUCAUAACCCGAGAGAGAGAACCCAAAAUAGGAAAACUAAUAGAAGAAAAAAUCAGUCUGAAAAAAGGAAAGUACAUCAUCGUGGGAACAUCCAUGAAGAAGCCCUCCUGAAGGAGAUGAGGCAAAUUUAUAGAAAUAUGAAGAAACUAUACAGUGACCAGAGGAAAGAACAGAGAAAAGCAAAAAAGAUUAAAGAAAGAGCCGAAAAGCAUCAACACCAGCGCUCCUAUAUUCCUCGGCAGCGAGGGACGAGUGCAGUUCCGAAUGGCCUGGUAACAAGUAAGGAUUCCAAUCCGCUGACUAGCCGUGCGACAGGUCCGCAAUCCCAGCCACACGUUCAUGAAACCGGUGGGUACCUGUUAUGUAUUGUCUGAUCUGCAAUUUGAGAAAUUUCGUCUUAAGAAACGUGGAUAUCAAAAGCAGGUUGUGAAAACUGUCCGAAAGAAUCAAUUUACGAAGCUUGGGAGGCUUAGCUGCACUCAGAAAGUCUUAAAUAACCUGAAUUCGUUAGAUAACGAUACAUCAAAAAAGCCGGUUUGUUACUUUUCCUAAACUUCCGCCCCAAUCGAUGUGUCUUUUGCUUCAUUUCAUUUAGGACAGGACGCAACAAAGGAAAUUGUAAAUAAUUUUUUAUUCUUUAUUUCUUCAAUCUUUUUUCUCAGCUUAUGGGCCUAAAACUACAGGUGAAGUCCCAGUCCGGUCUCAGAAUGAAAACCCCUGGUAUCGUAAGAACUUCAGACCAACAGAACCUCGAAAAACGCAACACGAUAACUUGAGAAGACAUGGCGGUAUUUUGGCGAACAAGAUCUCUUCGAGACAUCCCACCGUGAACCAGUCUUUCAUUGACAAGAUAGUUGAAGAAAUCGAAGCAAAGCAUCCGAUUCUCACAAAGGAAAAAAGUAGCAAAGAUGAUAGCUUACAACGACUAAUUGACAAUGUGGCGGAUAGUGUCGUCAAACAGGUCACAGAGGAGUUUACCGAGCCGCAGGCCAAGCCAAGUAGACGUGUCAACGUACCUAAACCAUGGUCGCAGACAGAAAUAUCGGUUCCCACCGGUACUAUGGCAGACAUGCCUCUACUUAAUGACUUUCAGAGUAAAAAGCCCUACGCGAAAUCUUCUUUGGUAAAAGAUAUUACCCCAGACCUCCCCCCUGAAAUAAUCAGCAGUGACGAGGUCAGUGGACAAUUGUCGCCUGACUCCUCCCUGGAGGAAGUCAAACCCUCGUCAAAGUCACCGCCUCAGAGAUCACGCUUCGCACAUCAAAGGCCGCAACCUGAAGAACCAGGAAUGCAAGAGAUGCGUGAAAUGUUUAAGUUCAGACAUCGGUACGAUAAACAGAAGCCCAAGUCGCAAAGCGGGAAGAAAAAGGUUACAAUCCCUGCCACAAGUGAAGGUAUAAUAUUUAUUCUGUUAAAUUUUUUUUUUUCGUCCGUUACUUCUUAAGCUGUUCUUGUAGGUUACUCAUUGGUUUUAAAAAAAGAAGACAAUUGUUUUAAGGCUCAUUUUUAUUUGUUAUCCUAACAUUUUGUCGCUAUAAUCCGUCUGUCCGACGUUAAUCUUUGUUCACAUUAUUAAGUCAGAGGGUUCAAUCUAUUAAUUCCUCUAUUGCUAUCAAGGAAAUAUUGAUUAAAAUUAAUUUCAAUACAUUCAUCAAACCUUUCAAGCUACAGUUUUUGUAAAAUGUUACGUUCAUGAUAAUCAAGGGGACUUCUACACUCCAAUUUUGUAAUCUCGUCUAUUUUAUCGUCUAUCCCUUUUUCUUUUUUUUUUUUUGUUUUUUAUAGAACUUUAGAAACCCUCUAUAGAUUUUACUUAUAGUUUAUUUACGUAUACGAAACAGACAGAUUUUCUCGUAAAAGCCGUGCUGCGUUCAACACUCGAACAAAGAUGAUUUAAUUAAAUGAUGAAUUAGUUUGUUCACCUCUAAUCUGUCAUACCUUGACAAAGCCGGUUUGACCGAAUAGCAUAACAUUGUAAGAGAUCUUUAUGAGCUCUUGCAUUGUUGUGCUGUUCGGGAAAGCUUAAUCAACAGUGUGCAACGACCAGGAAAAGUUACAUCGUAACCUCUGACCCACCCAUUUUAUUAUUUUAGCCACUCGUUUUUGAAAGGUUUGUUUUCAAGUCAUCGCAAUCGUAUUCUAUUGUAUAUGGUUGUCGAUGUUUUCUGUUUUUUUAGCUUCCCUUUUUUUUAUCAUCACGAUAGGAGAAACGGUUGUAAGCUAACGAAAAAAAGACACCAUUGUUUUCUGUAUUUAACUCUAUUACGCCUAGGGGUGACUUAAAAGGAAUUUCUCUGUAUAUAUCGACUCAUUUUCAACCGGAGGGUUAAUGAGGUGAAAAAAAAAACAAAAUAUAAUUUAAGGGAUAUUGUUUGAUUUUGCCUCAAAUUCUCAGAAAUAAAUUUUUUAGGAAAUAAACGAAACGGUUGUUCACUUAAACCAGAAGGCAGGGAUGCCGAAGAGCAAGUGAAAGCGGCUGUAACGGGGGCUUAAUUCUUUGGGUUUGUUAAUUGCUCCCUUCCUUGCUCCAAGUGUAUUUUAAACACCCACAAGCCAUAUUUAAAUUAGCUUUUGCUGCGUAUUUCCCACAGACGAGUUCAAAAUCAGUAAUGUUACCUGCAUAAUUAAACAAAAUGCAUUUUUUUUGUUAUUUUUUGUUAUUCAGGUAACGCAGCCUACUUAGUGCUUCAUAUAGGCUUUGAGGAAAUCGAAAAUCGCACAGCCCUUGACAGCUCAGAGCAUAAGAACAAUGCCAUUCUUAGUCCAGAGGUGCGCCUCUCCGUGACCGAGUCCAAAUGUGGCUCUGCCCUGAGCAUGCGCGGUGGACGCUUAGUUUUCACCCAUUUCAACAGUCGUCCACGUGAGGCGAUAACAAUCACUUUGUGGCUUAAACUAGACUCAGUCUCGGGAACAGCCACUUUGUUCAGGACGACGGGGUCUGGAGCUAAGUACAACCUACAGUACCGCGAAGGCAAUAUUCAUUGGUCUCACGUAGAUGACUUAGGGCACAUAAUAUUUAGCAUGGCAACAAGGCAGACGGUAGACUCGCUAGAUUGGGUGCAUCUCAGUGUUACUUAUGACGCACACAUCAACAUGAGCAAGAUUAUUUUGAACGGAGCCGUUCUGGACGAAAAAGAAGGCCAUGGAUUGCUAUCGCAAAAUUGGGACGGCGACGUCGGGAUCGGAAUUCCCGAAGGGAUAAGAGGACUUAUGGACGAAUUUUAUAUGUACAAUCAUGCGCUUGCCGUGUCCGAUUUAAUUGAUCUGUCGGAGGAAUGCAAUCCUGGAGCAGGUAUUAAACAUACUUAUUGUGCAACUUUGUGAAAGGUUGUUUUCUGUUUUCUUACAAAAUGCCCAAAGAAAAACCAAGUAUUAUGUUCUUGGCAAGCUCGUUGAACAUGAUGCGUCAAAAAUCCUAAACAGUGAUUAAGGUAAUUAGACCUUUCGAGUCCACAGUUCUCGUGGUAACAUGAUUGUUUUUUGCUGCCAAUGACAACAGACCUAAGAUUGCUUUAUACUCCACUCUACUACAUGUACCGUUUGCUCAGGAAAUCAUCAAUCGUAAUCUUGAAUGAAGGCUUUUAGGGAUUUUUAUCUUAUGGUAUGAUAAAGCGAUGGGAAAAAUAUUAUGAGUACGAAACUAUAUGCAAAACAAUAAAAAUGAAUCAAUCUUUAUAUACGACUUUGCAUACCUGUUGAAGGUUGUUAGGUUGUUAAAGUUUGGCUAAUUGCACUGUGUGACCUUCGUUCAGGUGGGGCUAUUCCUCUUAAGGAAGGAAGCUACGAUGGUCUCAUACCUGACGACAUGAUUCAAGGUGCAAUAUUACAGCUGCAUCCAAACGCUUCAACGACAAAAAAGCCGAAAGCUGCCAUAACAACUCAUACCACUGCCAGCACAUCACCUACAACAAGACCAACAACGCGGCCCACUACGCCUACCACAAGGCCGCCCACAACAACAUCAACAACAACCGCGCCUACAACUAAACCCGCAGCAAAUGCCAGGACGACACCAUAUAAGCCAACUCUUCAGGUGCCGUCUAGCGCUUCCCUUUCUAAAAAGACUGGCUCGGGUAUUAUUCCGUCCACAAUCACCUUACAUGACGAGCCUAACUGCCAGCAAGGGAUGUUUUAUGAUAGCAGCGAGUUACGAGGUGGCAUGGAUGCGGGCUUAUUCAUAGACCUGGGGCGAGUGAAAGGCUCAACAAGUUGUUUGAAAUUCUGUUGUGAAAUUGAGUCAUGUGACCUGGUUUUCAUGACGCGCGACAGCUGUUAUGCCGUGGACUGUUACAAUAACAAAUUGUGCGAGCCUGUGCCAGCGGACUCUUACAGGAGUGACAUGCCCAGCGUCCAUUAUGUCACCAGGAGUGGGAAGUCAGUUCUAGAUGAAAGUGAGUACAUUAUCGUGGAAUUUAUAAAUUUUCCUCGUUAACAAAUAUACCUCUGAGUAGCGUAGUCUUAAUGAAAGAGCUGGAAGGACUGUUGCGUUUCAAGAGAGGAUAUUUAUGUCGUUGAUGAGUUUUCAAGAUAAUGUAACCACAUUACAGUUUGUGGUAUCAUUACAUUAAAUGAAGUAAGAAAUUAGACCAAUAAUUGCCUUAAUGCACGAUAGUGUUAACUAACCAACUGAAUCGUAAUCUUCCGCAAAUAGUGAUAAGUUUUGAUGUAAUCUAGUAGUAAACUGUUUUGCUUCUUGUUAUAUACAUUUUCUCUUUUAACGAAACAUUUGCCUUUACUCCUUGAUUACUUCACAGAGUUAAGAAAGUUAGAGCACCGACCAACAACUCCCCCAACUAUCCAACUGCCAACCUUUCCACCGACACCCUACAGAACAAUAGCAAAUGAUAUGUUCCUUCCAUACAAAGAAAUCUCUACGCGUCCAACAUUUGCUCCGUCAAACACAAAACGUUUCUGUGCCCAAGGAAUGUUCUUCUACAACGUGAAACUUCGAGACGGCUGGAACGCCGGAAUGCUGCUUCAAGUUUCUAGGGUACGGAGCAUGGAGAAGUGCAUCCAGGUUUGUUGUGAUGAGCCUGCGUGCGACUUUGUGAUGCUGAAACAAGGGAGGUGUUACAGUGUGCGGUGUAAGGGUGGUGAUACUUGUACGGUAGAGGAAGGAGGAGAAUAUCAAAUUUCGUUUGUGAGCAGACAAGGUGAGAAAUGAGCCAGUUCCUAAAAACUUUGGUGAUUCACUGUAUUUUGUGAUCUUUUUUACCUGCUCAUAGAUUUCUCGUAUUUUUAGUGGUACAUGGGCCCAACUGGUAUAUUAAAAAUCGUUUGAUUUGUAGGGUUUUUUUUUCGGUCUUCGCAAAUACAAUUAAAUCAAACACGUAAAUUUUGUACCACGUAAACCUGAUAGCAUCGUUGUACUAAUUCAUAAAACAGAUAUGGUCGAAGACGAAACACAAUCCACACCGACCCCUACCCCACUACCUCUCAGUCCUUUAGGAGGAAAAAUGGACGAGCUGCCAGGUAGUCAUCUUCGUUAUCUGUCGCUGUACCUUGGUUUUGAUCACGUGAUUGGUUCUGUGGCGGUGGACGGAUCUGGCCUAAACAAUGACGCAAGAUUAACGAGAGGUAAUUUAACAUGGAGACAAUUUUAAAGUAAUUGCUAGAUCUUUGGGAGAAACAGACGAUUUUUACCUCUCAAUAUUUAGUGUCGUCACAAUUUUCAGAAUCGAGUACUUUUUAUUCGUUUAUGAUUUAAAUUAGGAUAGCUAUCGAUAACGUUAUUGAUUGAAUGGGUUUUUUAAUAUUUAUUUAUUUUUAUUUUUUAUUAUUAUUUUUUUUAUGCUGCAGGCACCGAAGUUGCAAGACCUGGUGAGCGAGGAGUAGCAAUCGAAUUGAACGGUGGCGAUGUACUUCUCGAUGGUGAACACUUUCGGGAGAAACCACGCGAAGCCGUCACCAUUGCCUUAUGGUUAAAACUGUGGAGAACCGGUGGAGUUCAUUCCAUUUUUGACACAAUCGGUGGACAUUCUAUUCACAGCAAAGGACAGUACCACUUUGAGGUGUACGAUGGGCGAUUGAGGUGGUUCCAUCGUAAUGAAUACGCUAAGGAAGUCUUCAAUGUCAGGACUUCGCCAGUUCUGCAGCCAAAUCUGUGGUACCACGUAGUAGGCACUUACGAUUCGCGCACGCACAUGGCCAAAGUCUUUAUCAAUGGUGACUUGGUAGGAGAGGGUCGUGGCAGUGGUAUGCUCUCCCUAGAUUGGGAAGCUAAAGCAGGGUUUGGUUCACAUUCUGGGCGAAGGAUUUUACUCGGCUACCUUGAUGAGAUUUAUGUGUUUAGGCGGGCGGUUCUGGAGAAGGAAAUUGAUAGAUACUUGGAGAAUUCUAACAGUGACUCUCUCUUUCAUUCGGAAUCCAACUCUGCUCUCACGGAGACUUUCACUGAAAGUCCUUCUGAUGAUAGCUUUUCAGAUGUUAAUACAGACUCUGUUUGGUUUUCAAAACCAACAAGCCACUUAAGUAAUCUUCCCAUCCAGAGUACUUCUAACAACAACAUGAACUUCAUGGACCAAGCAAAAAACAAUAGUGCUUCAACACUUGGUACAACAACAGUUGUUGUCAGCGCCGCGAGAGAAAAAUCGGGAUCGGAAGAAACAUUGAAGAUGCCAGCAGUGACGUCACCGCAAACGACAGAUACAACUACAGAAACAACCACAUUAUCAACGACGCCGCCAACCACGUUGAAAUCAACAACGAUGCUCAAAAUGACUGUGUCACCUCAUACAAUAGGCGGCACUCCACCAGAAAGACUCAAAACGUUGUGCAGAUUGGGAGAUGUUUAUAGAAAUAGAGAUCUUGUCGGUGGAUUAGGCGCAGGAAAUUUCACCGACAAAGGAAAGGUUGAUACCAUUGAGGAGUGUAUGAAAAUUUGCUGUGGAAUACGAGAUUGCUCUGUAGCUUACGUGGUGGAAAACAACUGCUUUGCCAUAACUUGUACGGAAAAGGAGCAAUGUAAAACGUUUAUCAAGAGCCCGUCGGAAAAUAGUCCUGUCAUUGGAUUUGUGAAUCGAAGCGGUCCGAAAGGUGAGUUACCCAGAGCCAUUUGUCGUGUCCGUAGAGGUAAAUAAAUUUUUUCGACGAAUAUCUUUUUUUUCGUUUGAUCUGUUUAUAAAGAGCAUCUAUGUGCUCUGAUAAAUCAUAUGUAUGCGAGGAAAGCAUCCAAGUGCUCGCCAGGCCGCUAUUGUUAAGUCUGUUUUUACCGUAUUAUGAAAGUUGGGUAUAAACUAUGGCCAUCGGCAAUUUUUCCUUACUUUAUACCUUGAAUGUCUUCUUCCAGAAUCAACUUCUCGUCCUUCUACGAAGAAGGAAAAUGAGAAUCUAGCUUCUCCAGUUGACGAUACACCAGUAGAACCAAAUGCAAAGUCAUUGGACGCCCCACAAGGUGAUAAAGAACCUGCCUUCAACUUGAUUGGCAUGCUUUCAACUAAGAAGCCCACUCUAAAUACGACACCUGAGCCCCCACUAUCGAGCUGUAACUAUGGCAGACUUUACCGCCACGUGACUUUAGUGGGCGGGCUCCGUGCUGGGGUUUUUACACGGCUAGCUGAGAAUACGGACAUGGACGAAUGCGCUCGGAAAUGCUGCGCCCGGAGGUCAUGUGAUGCUGCGAUCCUCAUGAGGUCCACGUGCUUUGGACUGCAGUGUUCCAGUUCAGAACUCUGUAGUACGAGGCCGUCACGUUUAAAGAACUUUUCUCUUCACAUAAUGUAUAUAUACAGAGGAGAAACCAACGGUAAGUCUCGCUCGGAUGUGUUGUAAUUAAGCUUUUCACUUGGAGUGAGAUGCACUCUGAGGCGAAAAUAAUAUAUUUUAUCGGAUUGCGCAAGGAGUAAGAAAGAUAACAAAAGUGUCUAGCUUUUAUUAUGGUUGACUUAUCCGUAAAUGUCAAAGAGCCACUUGCAACAAAUGAAUUUGUUUCUUUUCCUUCUCUAGCUCGGACUACGCCAACACAAACUUUCAAGACAACAGAACCAUCUUUAGAAGACCUUCUCGGAGAUGUGAAACCCACGCAAUCUGCUACAACUAUGUCAUCGCUGAACAACAUGCUCGGCUUUCCUCGCAUGGAAAACAAUCAUGAGACUUAUUCCAAGGCUUUUUCCGAGUGUUCUCAGGGACUGAUGAUUAACGAUGUAAUCUUAAAUGGUGGCAUGGGUGCUGGCGAAGUUUCUCAGUUUCCCCGCGUGAGUGAUAUACAGCUUUGUAUCGAGAAAUGUUGUUUGACUACAAAAUGCCAUUUGGCUUAUGUCAUACAAGCGGUAUGCUACACCGUAAAUUGCUUCAGCCGUGAUCUCUGUCGAACGAGACCUAUCGAGGACACGGCGGUCCACUCAGUGAUCGCUUACAUCAAAAGGAAUGGCCUAGCGAUGUUUAGCAGCGCCAACGAAGCGAGCGUGAUGCAGCUCGGGAACGCGAGCAUUGCCUCACCUGAAGGUAAACCAAGUCCUACCGCCAGUGCAGUUGGAGCUUCUCAGAACAACAUGAUCUGCCAGAAAGACAGAACGUUUUACAACGUACAACUCAAGGGAGGUCGGAGCGCGGGUCAAUUCACCGAGAGAGGCCAGGUAAUGGAUAUCAGUCAGUGCAUAGGGAUCUGCUGCGAGGAAAGAUCAUGUGACUUGGCCUACAUGGAGGGUCAGCGAUGUUACACGGUGAAAUGCAACAGUCAAGACACGUGCAAGCUUAUCGAAGCUAGUCCUCUCGCGGUCAAGACUGUCUUGGGCUACGUCAAUAGGCUGAAAGACAAUAAUGUUUUGCAAGGUAAGAUAUACAAUUCAAUUCCUCAAAAAUGUGUUGAUAGUUUUUCUUUAUCAUAAUUUUCAUGUUCAAUCAGAGUGAGAUGUAAAAAUAGUCAAAAGACUUGUAAUGCGUACUUCAAGAGAGCAGGCGACAGGAAACUUUAUAGCCUACUAUUUAAUUUCUUUCGACAGUCACUCCAAGGCCGACUGAGCCGGCCACGGCAAGGUUACAAAGUACGGUUGUUAAGAAUGUUGAUGAAAAUGGUAGUCACCACAAAGAAGACGACAAACAGGAUGCCUCGAAACCGUAUCAUGUACUGAAAAAGAAAUUACAUAAACACAAUCAACAUCAUCGUCAUCAUCAUCAUCAAGGUAGGACAACAACGAUCUCACAACUACUCUUUUUCUAAAGAAAAUAAAUAGGAAAACUAAGCUUAACAGUUCAUUUAUUGCUAUUCGUUGUUCUUUUUGUAGGUGAGCAGAAGUGUCCCACCAAAAGAUACGGCUGCCAGCAUCAUUGUAUUCAUCUCCCGGAUGGAGGUCAUCGUUGCAUCUGUCGCCAUGGUUACAGUUUGGCGCAAAACGGAAGACAUUGCGAAGGUAAAAGUUACAAAACAUGUCAUUAUCAGCAAAUCAUAUGUCCUAAGUACAUCUUGUGAUCGUUGAAAAGAAAACUUUGAUUUACUCCUUUCAAUUUUAGAAUUCACGAGAAUGUCGAAAAUAGAAUCCUGUUCCAGCCAAUUUGGAGUCAAGCGAGCAUCAAUGCGAUACUCGACUGCCUAACUUUUUUGGAACUCUUAUUAAAGCCUAACAUGCCAUCAAUAGAUAUUUAAUAUAAACUGCCCCUACUGAAAUGAAGUAACAAUGAUAAUCCAUCUAACGAAUGCAAUUCGUUGAGGAGUAACGCCAUAUGUUUCACAUUUUUCACAGACGUAGACGAAUGUACCGAUAACACGCAUGGCUGUGAGCAUGAAUGCAUAAAUUAUGAGGGCAGUUACCUGUGUGAGUGCCACAGUGGAUUUAUGCUGAACAGAGACUCGAAACAUUGUGACGGUAAAUAACUUUGACUAACAUGUAACGUGCUUUAAAGAUUCAGAAAUGACAUCAAGAUCGUAGAGAUCGUUCAGCGUGAACUCUUCUCUGGUCUCAAAGCAAAUUUCCAAAAGUUUGCAUGACAUAAACCGCUCAACUUGCUGGUUUUUGCUUUAUUUUAUUAACGCCUUUUUAUUUCCCAUUCCAGACCUCGAUGAAUGUACCAUGGGUGUCCACAGCUGUGAGCAAUCAUGCCACAACACUCCUGGAAGCUACAGCUGCUCCUGCGAAGAAGGGUUUCAACUCCGUGCAGACAAACGACACUGUAUAGGUAUGUCUAUUGGGCGUUGCGGUUCUCACGCUCAUUUCUCAUUUCUCGGUUCUCUGUUCUCGGUUUUCAGUUCUCGGUUCUCGGUCCUCGUUUCUCAUUUUUACUUCCCACUUCUCAGUUUUCACUUCUCACUUCUUAUUUCUCAUUUUCCUUUUUUUUUUUAAUUCUUAUUCAUUAUUUCACUAUUUCUCAUCUAAUCAUUGGCGCUAAUUUUGCACGUGUCUUUUUUUUCCCAGAAAUCACAGAAACGGGAUCCAAGAAAGAUCAAGAUUAUGCAGCUUUCUCCGGACUAGAAAGUAAAUGAUAAAUUUUCCUUUUAUCAAGUUUUAUAUCCAGAUCCCUCUUUUUUAUGGCCAAUAUUAAAAAUUAUUUUGUUUCUACUUUUUAACCCCUUAGUCCCAACAGCAAUAACACAGUCACCUAAGGAUCUCAGAAUAACCCAGUUUGAAUCCGGGAUCUUUCACUGCAAGGCACGUGGCCACCCAGCGCCACAUAUCGCUUGGGCGUCAGGGUUUAAUGGUGACCAACCCAUCCCUGCUGAAGAUAGGUUCAAAAUUCUACCCACCGGCUCCUUGGUGAUUAGUCAAGUCAAUUUCACUGAUCAAGGGAUGUACCGAUGUGUAGCGUCCAACCCCGCUGGGAGUGCUACGGCAGCAGCUAGUCUUACUGUGAAAGGUAAGAGUAAAUAUCGUAUAUUUUUCCCCGAAUCUGCCGGAUAUGAUAAUAAGGUUGUAUCGUGCUCAGCCGUUUUCACUUGUUCGGUUGUUUACUUUAUUGUUUUUUGUUUUUCUCUUUUUGGUGAAUUGUAUUGUCACUUUGUAUUGUGCGCUUCGGCCGGGCCUGGUGAUGAAGGCUCUACGCAUUUAAUUAAUAGGUGGCCUGGCCCUUCAGGCUUUUUUUCGUCCUUUUGAAGUCAUAAUGAAGUCCUUUGGAACAAAAAAAAUAAUUCUCCUUUAGCGGGAGAAACAAGUUUUUUAAACUAAAUAGGACAUUGUAAAGUAUUGUCAUUUCAGCAUUUGUAAUUUUCCAUGUCUUUCUUUUAGACUUUGACGAAUGCAAAGCCCGCAGUCAUGACUGUCAGCAAUCUUGUGUUAAUACUCAAGGUAGCUUUAGAUGCGAAUGUCAUUCCGGAUUUAUGUUGCAAAGGGACAGAAAAAGCUGUGAAGGUAUUGUAACGUUAUACCACAAAGUAUAACAAAAGGGAUAUAAAAAAUAACUAAAGCCCAAAAUAUUCCGUGUACAUAGUGUGACUUUAAGAUUAAGAGGUCGAUUUUUUUGAGCUUUUACUCAUUCGAUAUAUAGCAAACUAAAUAUGGUAUUAAGAUAAAUAUAGACUUGGUUAAUGAGAUAGUUGAUAUUUCUUAUGUCAAUGAAGUCACAAAAAUAUAUAUUUCCCAUUUCUCCACCCAUCCUUUAAAAGGCUGACAUGUUUAUCAUUCUUACUCUCCUUCAAAUAAUCAUUUUUCAUUUUUAUUUAAAAUAGUUCAAGCGAUUGUUCUACUUUGUUUAACGAUCAUUCAUGCGUCUUUUUCCAAUGCCUUCUUUUUCCUUCAGAUGUUGACGAGUGCAAUGUUGGAAGCCAUUUUUGUGAUGACGUUUGUCAGAAUACCCAGGGUAGUUUCACCUGUCACUGCAGGUCAGGAUACAGACUGAUGGCGGACCUCAGAACUUGCUUUGGUAUUACAACCGUUUCUGUAAUAACCUGAUAUUUAUUCUAGUUAUUCUCUGUCUAUAAAAAACAAGGUCAAGUUUGGUAUAGACCCACUUGGCUCUUCCGGCCUUAGCUUAACUUGGUUUCCAUGGCAAUUUCUACUUCCCUUAGCUGAGUAAUUUUUUUUUUGGGGGGGGGGAAACAAUGGGCUCGUUUGGUGAUGUUCUAAUUUUACAUGGAUUUUUUUUUCUUUUUUUCUGCAGAUAUUGAUGAAUGCACAGAGGCCGGUCAUGGCUGUUCUCAGCUGUGUAACAACACUCUUGGUAGUUAUAACUGUUUCUGUUUGAAAGGCUACUUGCUGGAAAAGGACAACAAAACAUGUGUUGGUAAGUUUAGUUCCAAAAGUAGAAGCCUUUUUUUUUUUACCUUGGGCUCAUUUGCGUGACUUUUGUGAUUCCUUGAUAAGAUUUAUGAGUUAAUUGAUGCAAAGGUUUUUGAUGAGGGAUCAAGUCAAUACACAAACUAAACUCCCCAAAUAAAUUCUCCUCUAUCUGCUUGUUUUCAGUCGAAUACCAACCAUGACAAAUAAAUUAGUCAAAUUAAUGGUUCCUUGUGGUUUAUUGUAAACUUCAAUGUGGUGAUUUUGUAUCAAAUUGGAUCAAACUGAUGAAAAUUGACAGUUUCUGCAAAAAAAAUUGUAGGCCUUAAAAUGUCUUAGUUGUGGUCUACUUACAUGAAACGAUAUCUCCUUAAAUUUGUAAAUUAACUUUCACUUAAUUUUGUGUCGUAAUCUACCAGAAGAAUACUUAACAUUCUCCUAAAAGAAAAGAAACCUAGUCUGUUCUUGUUGCUUACUUAAAAUCAUCAUAUUUUCUUUUAGAUAAACACGUUCUGUUGGACACUUCCAAACCAACCACGCUCUCAGCUGGUAUGGGCGCGUUCGUGGCAGUCGCAGGCGUGAGCGUGUUCAUCGUGAUUGGUACAGUGAUGUGUAUUAUACGCUACAGAAGGCGAGCAAGGCUCAGAGGCCUUGAAACGGCGGAGGUGAGCGUAAACUUAAUCUUUUCGCUGUUGAAGAAGUUUUCAUUUGAGUGGUGGUGAUAGUCGAGGAUUACAUUGGUGUUUCUUCGCUAGGUCUGUAAUUAACCUAAACACAUUACGCCACACCCUUGACGUAUAAGAUUUAAAACUGAAACAAUCGCAACCUGGUUACUCACGCUUUCUCACGCUCUCUCACGCUUUCUCACGCUUUAGGCCACUAAGUUAUACUUAGACUGAGUUCUCGUUUCUUUAAGAGACACGUGCACACUGUUUCUCCGAGUUUGCUUUUGAGAGCUCAGUGGAAAAUCCCUCUAUAUUUCUUCAAUUUUCCGGCCUUGUCACUCGAAAAGGCCGUCAGAUAAAAUAUUCUGUUUGAAACCCUACAACCCCUCUAAGUAUUCCUUUUUGUCGCCAUCUCUUCAUGUGCACUUAUAUCAUUCAAAAGUAUUUCCGAAAAAAAGUAUUUGAUGAAUCACCGUGGCAAAAUCUUGUCUUUCUAAGGUCUUUUUCACUAUUUACUCUGGUUGUUGUCGUUGUUGUUGUUGUUGUUGUUGUUGACUUCGUCGUCGUUAUUGUCGUUGUUGUUUCUUUGUUGCCAAUUGGUUACUUAUAUAGUUCGUUCGUGUUUGAUCACCUUACUGAAUUAAUUUCUGCUUCUGUUUAGGGAGAAAAGAAGUCUUUGUUUUCUUGGUUGGAAUAAAAGGGAACUUCUCAUACAUCAAAGAACGCAACAAAUACCUGUUUCCUCUUGAAAAAACGGAGUGAAAUUCAAGAGUAGUGGAUGUGUUUAAUCCCAAAAGAUGCUCUAUUUUUUAUAGAAUCAGAACUUUUAUAUUUAUUUUUAUAGCGAGAGUCAAGUUUUUUUUUUAAUAAACUGUAUAAAAACAGAGAUGAGCAUUUGUUGCGGUACCAAAUUAAAUACUUGUUUUAUUGUAUAUCAUAAACUCAUGAAGCUCUCAAAUGUUGUAAAGAACACUAUAUUUGUCAUAUAUUUUUGCUCCUGUAUGAAGCUUUUUUGUAUCAUCG